Molecule: messenger RNA, 1858 nt
Organism: Microtus ochrogaster (prairie vole)
Lineage: Eukaryota; Metazoa; Chordata; Mammalia; Rodentia; Cricetidae
Gene: Npm1
Product: nucleophosmin 1
Biological process (GO): chromatin remodeling; positive regulation of transcription by RNA polymerase II; regulation of centrosome duplication
Cellular component (GO): nucleoplasm; nucleolus; centrosome
Molecular function (GO): RNA binding; histone binding; chromatin binding
Source: RefSeq, a predicted model, not a curated record
GGGAACACGCUCGCGGAGGCGGGACUAGAGCGGAUCUCGCGAGAUCUCCUGCGGCCAUAUAUGCGUGCAGCGAGCCCGCGUCCUUUCCCUGGCGUGAUUCCGUCCUGCGUGCCUGUUCUGAGGAGCAGCAGGCAGAACCUUCCGUCCGACUUCUCUGCCACCGAAGAACGCGCCUUCUCCUCAUGGAAGACUCCAUGGACAUGGACAUGAGCCCUCUAAGGCCUCAGAACUACCUUUUCGGCUGUGAACUAAAAGCCGACAAAGAUUAUCACUUCAAGGUGGAUAAUGAUGAGAAUGAGCACCAGUUAUCAUUAAGAACGGUUAGUUUAGGUGCUGGGGCAAAAGACGAAUUACACAUCGUAGAGGCAGAAGCAAUGAACUAUGAAGGCAGUCCAAUUAAAGUAACACUGGCAACUUUGAAAAUGUCUGUACAGCCAACAGUUUCUCUUGGGGGAUUUGAAAUAACACCUCCUGUGGUCUUAAGAUUGAAGUGUGGUUCUGGGCCUGUGCACAUUAGUGGACAGCAUCUAGUAGCUGUAGAGGAAGAUGCAGAGUCAGAAGAUGAAGAUGAGGAGGACGUAAAGCUGUUGAGUAUGUCUGGAAAGCGAUCUGCUCCUGGAGGUGGCAACAAGGUUCCACAGAAAAAAGUAAAACUUGAUGAGGAUGAUGAUGAAGAUGAUGAGGAUGAUGAGGAUGAUGAAGAUGAUGACGACGAUGAUUUUGAUGAUGAGGAAGCUGAAGAAAAAGUUCCAGUGAAGAAAUCUGUACGGGAUACCCCAGCCAAAAAUGCACAAAAAUCAAACCAAAAUGGAAAAGACUUAAAACCAUCAACACCAAGAUCAAAGGGUCAAGAGUCCUUCAAAAAACAGGAAAAAACCCCUAAAACACCAAAAGGACCUAGUUCUGUAGAAGACAUUAAGGCAAAAAUGCAAGCAAGUAUAGAAAAAGGUGGCUCUCUUCCCAAAGUGGAAGCCAAGUUCAUUAAUUAUGUGAAGAAUUGCUUCCGGAUGACUGACCAGGAGGCUAUUCAAGAUCUCUGGCAGUGGAGGAAGUCUCUUUAAGAAAAUGGUUUAAACAGUUUGAAAUAUUCCGUCUUACUUAAUUUCUGUAACAGUUGAUAUAUCUGGCUGUCCUUUUUAUAAUGCAAAGUGAGAACUUUCCCUACUGUGUUUGAUAAAUGUUGUCCAGGUUCCAUUGCCAAGAAUGUUGUCUAAAAUGCCUGUUUAGUUUUCAAGGAUGGAGCUCCACCCUUCACUUGGUUUUAAGUAUGUGUGGAAUGUUAUGAUAGGACAUAGUAAUAGUGGUGGUCAGAUGUGAAAAUGGUAGGGAGACAAAUAUACAUGUGAAAUAAACUCAGUAUUUUAAUAAAGUAGCACUGUUUCUAUUUGCUUAUUUAACAUACAUUGUCUGAAGUUAAAUGUCAGUGCCCUCAAAUUUCAUAACAAUGUCUCUCCAUUCCUGACCAGGUAGUUUGUGAUUCAUGAUAAGCCUUGACUAAAGAUUUUUAGGGACUAAUAUAAACAACUUCCCUCUAGUUCUUUCUGUUCAUUAACCUGAUGACAUAAUGAACAUAAUAACCACUGAGUCAUUCAUCCUGGUUUGCAGUUGUGUAUUAACAUGGUAUUGUCAAAUGCAUGGCAGAGUCCUUACAUACAAGACAACUCAUUCUAUCUUGUGUACCUCCCGUUUUUAAGUUUUCUAUAUGGUUCUCUGUAAUUGUAUAAUUAUCAGCUUUAUAGUCCCCAAGAGGAACAAGCAGUUCUGGGAUUUUUCUUGGGACAAUUAAGUGUUCUUGUGUCCAUUCUUAGACUUUCUGUUUUCUUGAAUUCUUUUAUAUUAAAAUUUUAUUUCUAACUUA